This is a messenger RNA of Vicia villosa (hairy vetch), 873 nucleotides long. RefSeq lists its product as uncharacterized. The transcript has 2 exons. Lineage: Eukaryota; Viridiplantae; Streptophyta; Magnoliopsida; Fabales; Fabaceae. Bases 1 to 873 code for a protein of 290 amino acids. The record is from RefSeq and is a predicted model, not a curated record.
AUGGUCGAUGCAACUGGUAGGUCAAGUCUUUCGCCAUUACAUAAAUGCACUGCUGUUAUUCGCAUGUUAGCUUAUGGAACAUCUGUUGAUAGUGUGGAUGACUAUUUGAGAAUUUGUGAAACCACGACACUAAAAUGUGUUGAUAAGUUUACAAGAGGAGUGAUCAGCAUCUUUGGGGCACAAUAUUUGCGAAGGCCCAAUGCUAAAUACAUUGAACGCCUAAUGCGAAUGGGGGAAGCACGAGGAUUUCCAAGCAUGUUAGGGAGCAUUGAUUGUAUGCAUUGGGAAUGGAAAAAUUGCCCAGUUGCAUUGAAAGGGCAAUAUGUUCGAGCCGGUUCAAACAACGAUAUUAAUGUGUUGAACCAAUCAAAUGUCUUCAACGAUGUUCUGCAAGGACGAGCUCCCAAGAUUCAUUAUACAAUCGAUCGUACUGGAUAUAACAAGGACUAUUAUCUAACAUAUGGUAUUUAUCAUGAAUGGACCACGUUUGUGAAAAGUAUCCCGAUGCCACAAGGUGAUAAGAGAAAAUUGUUUGCCCCACAUCAAGAAUGGGCAAGAAAAGAUAAUGAACGAGCAUUUGGAGUUCUUCAAUCCCAAUUUGCGAUCAUAUGUAACCCAACACGAUCUUGGCACUUAGACACACUCCGGCGCAUAAUGAAUACAUACAUCAUAUUACACAACAUGAUUGUUGAAGAUGAACGUGCCACAUAUGGUGAAAAUUUUGAUUUUUCUUAUGAUCAUUUGAACAAUGACCUAACAAUAUUGCCGAACGAUUCUAAUAUUGAUUUUCAAGAGUUUCUACGUAGAAGAUUUGAUGUUCGUGACAAACAAAUUCAUCGGCGACUUCAACAAGACUUGAUAGAACACAUAUGA